Messenger RNA from Pestalotiopsis fici W106-1, 1371 nucleotides. RefSeq lists its product as uncharacterized. The transcript is spliced from 5 exons. Gene Ontology annotation, biological process: regulation of DNA-templated transcription. The coding region runs from base 1 to 1371 and encodes 456 amino acids. Lineage: Eukaryota; Fungi; Ascomycota; Sordariomycetes; Amphisphaeriales; Sporocadaceae. The record is from RefSeq and is a predicted model, not a curated record. Gene Ontology annotation, molecular function: zinc ion binding; DNA-binding transcription factor activity, RNA polymerase II-specific.
AUGGGCGUUUCUCCUGCAGGGUCCAGCAUUCCGCCGUCGAGGCAGAAGAACUGCCACAACUGCGUUCAGACAAAGCGCCGAUGCGAUAGGCGGAUGCCACACUGCUCUCGAUGCGUGGAAAGAAACAUCCCUUGCGACUAUAGCAGGACCAGGACGGCCAUCCAAGCUGAUAGACAAGCAAGACGCGACAAUGCAAAUGGGCCGGCAUCCAUUUCACACCCACUCUUUAGCCCUGGCCCUGCUGCGGAGAUGGACUACCUUGGAUCCAUAGAUGCGGACAUGGUUGCGGACUUGAUGCCAGACUAUCCUGCCGAACCUUUGCUUCAAUCGCCCAUCGAUGCUACUCACGGCAUUGAUGUGCUCAUGGACAAUCAGGUAGAUCUCAUGGGCGGCAACACACCUGCCUCCAUGAGCCAAUGGCUAGUCGCCUUUGAAGAUGACUCUAUCACCGAACGCCCAAGCACUCCAGUCGACGAAGAGAUUACACGGUCGUAUCAAAAGAUGGCUCCAAUGUGUGACAACAUCAACACCUGGAGUCUCCAUGACCCUAGCACACCACUCUAUUACAUCACAUCUCGGGUCAAGAACUUUGUGAAUGACAUGGCAACACAUAACGCAACGCCAUUUCUGCACCCCUUCCUCUACCGUGCCCAUACUCCAGAGUGUAUCAUGUCCUGCUUUUCCACCAGCGUGCUCUACACGGCCCGCACUCCCACCAACACGGCCAUGGUCAUGCGCGCCCUUUGCAAGAGUGCACAUGAGCUCGUUGCCGCCGAAUCUGUCCGGUUCGUUACAACCACGACGGAGCGCCUGGCGCGAGCCCAGGCCCUCUUGCUGUAUCAAAUCAUUCGCCUCUUUGACGGUGACGUUGCUCUCCGCGCUCAGGCUGAGAGGGACAGUGCGCUCCUCAAUACGUGGUUGGCAGAGUUGUGCAAGAUGCGCGAUAACCUAAGCACGAGUGCGCGAUUAGAGAAUUCCGUUGCGAGAGCACAACCGCCAGAGUGGGAGCAAUGGAUCUUUGCCGAGUCUGUCCGCCGGACUAUUCUCAUGGCCUACUCGGUGCUUGGUCUAUACGAGCUGAUGAAAGAUCCCGAGUGGGACGGAGAGCCGAACCCAUGGGCAUACACACACCGUUGGACACUUUCACGCUCUCUAUGGGAGGCCAAGUCUUCAGCCGGAUUCCAACGAGCCUGGAAGGAGAAACCGCAAUUCGUGAUGGAAAAUCACUCCUUUGAGCGCUUCCUCGAGCAUGGAAGAGGCUCUGAUGUUGAUGAAUUUGCCGAAAUUCUGUUGAAUGUGUACAUGGGAGUGGAUGAGACGAAAGAAUUCCUUUCGUCACGCGAAACUCCGGUUCCAGUGCAAUCAGCAUGA